AUGGAUCUCCAUAGCCUGUUGAAUCAAGGGUCAUCCACUUUGUCCCUUGAUGACUUGACCCAAUUAUUGAAUGAAAAUGAUGAAAAAGAAAAGUUGAAUAGAAUUAGUCAAGCAACCUUUGAUUACAAUCAAUCGGAAGUGCAAUCGUAUUCGUUCUUUGACCUCUUCAUCAGAGUUCUGACCUCCGUCCAGCAUGCCGAUGACGACGAAUACAGUGCUCAGUACGCCAAAUCCGUCAUUACCGCCGCAUUGCGCCAAUGUAUUAACGAUCUGCUCCAAAAGUUUGGUCUCACCUGGGCCGUUCGCUUUUCCGCCAAGCUCAGUUUGUCGACCUGGAAAAUACUAAAGACGCAACCUGAAACCACGAUUCUCGUCUAUCUCUACGGUUUGGUCCUAGCCGUGGGCAAACAGCCAGAUAUAUCCAAAGAGGCAUGGAUCGACUCCUUGGCCUACUUUAUUCACGCCAGCCAUCCCGCCGUUGUCUUGCACAUUUGGUUGACAUGUUGCGCCGCUGAUGAGCAAACACCCGAUGCUUAUGUCGCCAAACACAAGAUGGUGACUGUUCUUGAACAGACCCUGGAGCAGCAAAAGUUGGACGGUGAAAAAAAUGGGUUGAAUGUGGCUGUUCAGCGGGUGAUAACACUGUUGAAGGAGGAAAAUGUAGGCUACCUUAUCGACCACAUUGAUAACCAAGUUGGCAAUGCCCUGAUUCGACCCUCUUUCACUGCCGAUGAAUUCGCUGUCGCCUGGAUGGAACUCGACAACAUGGUCAACGAAGCACCCUCCGACUUUCCCUAUUUGCUGCGUAAAAUGAAGCCGGACUCCCCUACGCCACCCAAAGUUAAUCCCCUAACGAAAGGUUUAAAAGGGACGCCCCCCGACGACUAUUACGAGCGAAGCGAGCGUCUAAAGAUAGGCAUGGAUUCCUGGAUGAAUCAAGUCAACUGCUUAACGCCAAGUGAGUUUCAGCGACUUUUAAACGCCCUCAUUCGUCAGUACCCGACAAGAAAGAAGACCAUGGUGGAUUGGACUUUGGUCACAUGGGCGGUGUAUGAUCCAUUCCAUUGUCAUGCCGACCUAAUACUCGAUGCCGUGAUUGGAAGGUUGAAUGGUGCGAAAUACGACAAACUCAGUGCUCCUUUUUACGCCUUUGAACAGUUGUUUAAUCUGGAUGAUGAAAAAAUCGACGGAGACCAUGAGGCCGCAUAUAAAAUCCAGACCGGAGCGCAGGUCCAUCUACCUCGCUUUUGCAUACGAUCUGACAAUGCACUAGAAAAUGGGUGUCUUUUUAUACUGCGGAAACUGACCAUGCAGCCAAGUCUAGCCACGAAUCAAUGGAAAAACGAUUGCUUAAAAGUGGCCCCUCCAGAAGUCACACAACAACAUAUUGAAUGGCUGCUCAACGAACUCAUUCACUCAUCACAGCCAGAUCAGACCAAUCCACUCAAAUCCGCCCUGUUACGCGUACUGCAACAUCCUCGCGUGAUCGCUUACUCGUCCUACAUUAUACCACUCUUACUGCGCACGGUUGACCAGGAACUGCUUGCGUGGUUACUCACCACCACCGAAGCUUCGGCUAUUUUCAUCGAUUACUUUAGUCAAGGCGCCCAGUUAUCCAGUAAAAUCCUGAUUUCCGACUUGCUAGAGACAAAGUCCAAGAGAUACAUGGAUGCCUUGUUGGCCUUUUUAAGGCGCCAUCUGACUGACACUUCGCUCAACUCGAAUCGGUCCAGGGUUUGGUUUACCCAUCAUUUUCUUGAAUCCAUCUUGGCACUGGCAGCCUCGGAUCCCACCGGUCACACUGUCGCUUCACAACUGUUUCGUCAAUUUCUGCGUACCGCCGACGAAUAUCAUUGGUACUUUGCCACGGCGCUGCAUCCGAAAAAUGAAGACAUGCUCGACUUUCGCUCCUUGAACAUCCUGCGAUUUCACACCGUUUUCCCUAUUCGUCACAUUGGAUUAGCAUCGGUAUUGCAACAAAUGGUCAAUCUGCCCAACACGCAGUCGCAGGAAAUAUUAAUCGAUCGAUGGUUCAAUCUCUGGGUCAGCCCAUCUGUCGAGACAGGAGAAUCACGGUUUACAGUCCCUGAAAGCUGGAUUAUUCAAUGCAUCGGUCUUUACGAUCAAGCCCCGGCCUUGAUGAAGCGGAUGAUGGAACGGUUACUGGAUAUCGGUCUUCGAUCCCAGAUGACCUCGGGUGCCGACGACAAACACACCUUUACCCAGUCAAUGAUGGAUCUUGUGCUGUUAUCCGAUACACCCAAGCCCCAGAUUAUUUUUGAUCUCUUUCAAAUCCAUUGUGAAAAGUUGGGAUGCGCUUCCACCGAGGAACCGGAAACGAUCCGUUGCAUUGGAUAUGCCUUUAUGGAAUUGGCCAACGAAAUCGACUUGGAACAACGUCAAUCCGAUCCACCAGCUCCUCCACCGUCAUCCCUUGCACCUCAUCAUGUACCAACGACCCUUCCUUCUCCUCUCAAACCAUUAUGGCGACGCAAGAUACGAAAACGUGAAUUGAGAAAAAUGAAACAAAAGGCGAGCAAGGAGGCUGCCACGGCCGCGGCGGCCGCGGCGGCGGUGUUGAUCCAUGCCCAACCGGGACCGACAGAAGUUAGACUGAAAGGGUUAAAGGUGCUUGUUACUCGCGUGUUGGAUUUUCUCGUGGGACUGUUUGAUGGGUCGGAUCAACAUAGUGUGUGCAUAGUUGCACGACAACGAUUGCAGCAAUCCAUGGCGAGCUGGCUUCUAAUUUAUGAACCACUGCGUCAGCUGAAUAGCGAAACAUGUUCCGAAGAUAUACGACAAGAUGUUCAAACCGUCAUUGAUGCAUGCAUCGACCUGCUUGGAGCAACCAAUCCUGCCAUGGUACAAAAGAUUCGUCGCAUUCUAUACCGUCCAUAA
Radiomyces spectabilis is the source of this 2898-nucleotide messenger RNA. RefSeq lists its product as uncharacterized. Bases 1 to 2898 code for a protein of 965 amino acids. The record is from RefSeq and is a predicted model, not a curated record. The transcript has 2 exons. Lineage: Eukaryota; Fungi; Mucoromycota; Mucoromycetes; Mucorales; Radiomycetaceae.